AUGGGCGGCGGCGGGUUACGCAUCCUGCCUCAUAAAACAUGGCACGUGUGGCGGCGAGACAACAUCGAGCGGGUGCUAAAAGAUGAGCGGACGCACGAGGAAAAGCGCUUCGACAUGGACGUGAAAGAACGGAGGCGAGAGCAGGAGCGACGGGCCCAGCAGCUCACAGCAAAAGGACCGGCUACUACUCAGACGCAAGUCAAGCACGUGAAUCUGUUCGAGCUGGAGGAGGUUCAAGCUCGCGGCAGAGACGGUACACAGGACAAGAAGGAGAAGAAGAAGGAGACGCUGCAGAGAUACGGCCAGUUGUCGUGGUAUGCGCAGCCAGAGAAGGCGCGAAAGGCGCUUACUUCGAGACAAGAGCGUCAGAAGAAGAGAAAUUUAGAACUUGCAGAUCCGUUACGGGAGAUGCGUCCAAAAGAGGAGCAAGCACAGCGUUUGGUCUUGUCUUUGACUCUUUUGGAAGAAGAGAAGGAGGGAAGAUGUCGACGUAACGUCGUUCGCGCGGGACCUGGUGGGAGCGACAUCCGAAAGUAUUCUGGUAAUUACGACUAUUUGUCGACGUCACGUGAUAGCAAGGAACGGAAUCGCCUUUGUCGGGCAGAAGUUGAGGAGGAGGGGAGAGCUGAUGAAGCUCUGAAGAAGCAUAGCAAGUAUCGAGCAAAGAAGAGGAAACGUGAGCAUUGCAGGAAUGAAACGUCGCUCGAGGACCUGCGCCAAGAGAGAAAAGACCGAGAAGCAUCUGAGCGGCGGCGGGCUGAGAAGUUGGUGUACGGAUGA
Molecule: messenger RNA, 780 nt
Organism: Peronospora matthiolae
Lineage: Eukaryota; Oomycota; Peronosporomycetes; Peronosporales; Peronosporaceae
Source: the annotation of a GenBank genome assembly